GUUUUGUCGGAUAAUAAUGCCAGAUUUUCAAAUAGGCGAAAAGGUGGCUCUGGUUACAGGUGGAGCUACUGGUAUUGGUUUGGAAUAUGUAAGGUAUUUGUUACAACAUGGAUUAAAGGGUAUCACAAUUCUUGAUAUAAACGAAGAACAAGCUCUAAAGGCAAUUGAGGAACUGGGACCUAAUAAAGUACAUUUUAUCAAAACAGAUGUUACCAAAAAACAAGAGCUUAGAGAUGCUUUUAAAGAGAGCGUCCAGAAGUGGAAAGGAUUAGAUAUCGUUAUCAAUAAUGCCGGAAUUAUGAACGAUAGUAGUUGGGAAUUGCAAGUAGCUCUUAAUUGUAAUGCUGUAGUAGAGGGAUGCCUUCUAGCUUUUAAAUACAUGAGCAAACAUUAUGGAGGAAAUGGAGGUGUGGUAGUCAACGCCGGCUCCAUUUUAAGCCUGAGAGAAUUUUCUGGCUGUCCGAUUUAUACGGGUACCAAGCAUUUCAUUGUCGGGUUAACUAAAUCGUUUGGGACACCGUACUUUUUAAACUUAACCGGGGUCAGGUUUUUGACGAUGUGCCCCGGAGUUACGUACACUCCGCUAAUUUCGGAGGCCGGCAGAUUCGCUUUAACGGACUUUCCGAAAAUUGCAGAGAUUUUAGUUCAGGAUUUAGGUUCUUAUCCAGCACAACAACCAGAAGAUGUGGCCCAAGGAUUAAUUACCAUGAUAACCAAAGGCGAAAAUGGAAGUGUUUGGGUUUCUGAAGGUGGGGAACCAGUUUAUGAAGUUAUUUUGCCCGAUUUAAAAACAUGGCGAAAAAAAUAAAAACUGUUUUAAUAAAUUAUGUUUAUAAAAUAUCAAUAAAUCUGAUUGAUUUUGCCUUUUGACAAUCAAAGUGUUUAAAAAAUAAUUUGCAAUAUCAAAUAAUAUUUUAUUACCGUCUAUAUUGCAUGUUUGCAUGACUAAAUGUCGUAAAAUAU
Brassicogethes aeneus is the source of this 963-nucleotide messenger RNA. The record is from the annotation of a GenBank genome assembly. NCBI's taxonomy places the organism in Eukaryota, Metazoa, Arthropoda, Insecta, Coleoptera, Nitidulidae.